Molecule: messenger RNA, 1899 nt
Organism: Menidia menidia (Atlantic silverside)
Lineage: Eukaryota; Metazoa; Chordata; Actinopteri; Atheriniformes; Atherinopsidae
Source: the annotation of a GenBank genome assembly
GAAACGUGGGCAAAACCUCUGCAGCACGAGUGAAAGUAGGAUGAGGGGCUGACGUAGAGGAGGAAAAGGGUUGAAAAAAGUCCUCCGCCCACAGGGUUGGAGAGGGUCAGCAGCACGUCUGGUGAACACCAGCAGAGAGGGGGAGGACCCCUGUGCAAAAUAUUUAAGAUGCUCGGGCAGAGGAGGGCUUCACUGAAGAAAUAAAAGCGACUGCGAGUGAGCUGCUGGUCAAAAGGGGAGCUUCAGCUAAACCGGCCGACGCUUCCAGAAGCCCUCUUUGACAUUUUCAGACAGGCAGGAGCUGACCUUCCUUAAGGCCAUUUAAGAAACGCCAAAAACCUGCGGAGAGACUGACAACUUCUACAAGUCGAAAUGACUCAAAUGAAUCUGGUGAUGGUGACUUUAGGGGUGGCCCUGCUCCUGGUGGCCGAGACCUGGGCCCAGAACCCCAGGAAGAGGCUGGCCCCCCCGAAGCCCCCUAAGGGUCAGUGCUGCGACGAGGUGCGCUCGCUCAAAGUCCAGGUGGCCAACCUGACCAGCCUCCUCGAGGAGCUCGGCCGCAAGCAGGAGAGCGACCUGAUGAGCAUCGUGAGGCAAAUAAUGGAGCUGGACCAGCAGAACCGGCAGCAGGAGGCCCGGGUCACAGAGGCCGAGAGCAAGUACUCGGAGAUCAACAACCGAGUGGAGAUCAUGCAGCUGCAGACUCUCCAGUCGGCGACCCAGACCUCAUCAGAUGCCAUCUAUGACUGCGCAUCACUCUACAGCAAGAACUACAGGAUCUCUGGCGAGUACAAACUGCCCAAGGAUGAGUUUCUGGGUGCCCCCGAGCUCAGUGUCUACUGUGAUAUGGAGACGCAGGGCGGCGGCUGGACUUUGAUUCAGAGGCGCAAAGUUGGCCUGACGUCCUUCAACCGUGAUUGGAAGCAGUACAAAAAUGGAUUCGGGUCCAUCCGUGGGGAUUUCUGGCUGGGUAAUGACCACAUCUUCCGCCUAACGAGGCAGCCCAGUGUGCUCAGGAUUGAGAUGGAGGACUGGCAGGGAGAGACACGCUAUGCGGAGUAUGGCUAUUUCACUGUGGGUAAUGAGCUGAACAGCUUCAAGCUGCUCCUGGCCAACUAUAGUGGAAACGCCGGAGAUUCCCUCCGCUACCACAACAACACCAACUUCAGCACCAACAACAAGGACAACGACAAAUGUGUGGACCACUGCGCCGCGCUGCGCAAAGGGGGCUACUGGUACAACUGCUGCACGGACUCCAACCUGAACGGCGUGUUCUACCGCUACGGCGCGCACACGAAGAACACGGACGGGAUCACUUGGUACGGCUGGCAUGGCCCCAACUACUCCCUGAAGCGGGUGGAGAUGAAGGUCCGGCCGGUGGGUUUUCAGCCAUAAGAGCCUCGGCCGGAGACGUCCAGAAAGCUCCUGAGUACCUGCCCAACCCGAUCAUGGCUUUCCCUUGACUGCGAAAGGAAUGAAAUGGCUGUUUUUUUUUCUUAGAUUUCGGUCAGAUGAAUGUGUAAUGACUUUACAGAGUUUGAUUGUAAAUUGUAGCUAAUUUUGUGUAUUUAUCGGUAAAAUAUUUUUAUUUUUUAAAGGCUUUGAUAGAUGUUUUUAACCAACGUCCUUUUGGGGCCACUGGAACCUUAUUAUUUUUUUCAUUUGUCACUUUAGCAAUAGGAUGUAUUUUCGGUUAACACAAACUAAACUGUUCUGGCUGAGCUAUGAAUCAUUCUGAGUGGCAUGAGCGGUUUGGAAAUGAACCACCACAAAAGAAAGUUUGUUUUUUGUAAAACCCUCCACGUUCAUGAUGGAAAUGUGUCGUUUGUAAAAUGUGUACAGCUCUUUAAUUAUGUUGUUUGAUGUGACAGAAAAUAAAAUAUUUUUAAAAGAAACCGA